This is a messenger RNA of Saitoella complicata NRRL Y-17804, 407 nucleotides long. Its product is annotated as DUF1754-domain-containing protein. The coding region runs from base 22 to 369 and encodes 115 amino acids. The record is from RefSeq and is a predicted model, not a curated record. The transcript is spliced from 3 exons. Gene Ontology annotation, cellular component: nucleolus. Lineage: Eukaryota; Fungi; Ascomycota; Saitoellomycetes; Saitoellales; Saitoellaceae.
CUUCAUCCAUAACGAACAACAAUGAGCGACUACUCCGCCGUAGCAGGCGGUAGUUUAAAGUUGAAAGGCGGUGGAAUCACAAAGAAAAAGAAGAAGACCAAGAAGACAAUCCCACCAGUAGAGCGGGAGGACAGCAAUGAACAACAAUCACAAGAAGAGUCGGUAGCCUUAGGAAGUGAGGCCGGCUCCAGGUCAGCGCCGAAGAGAACGGAGGCGGAGUUGAAAUUUGAGGAGAUUCAGCGGCGACGGCUCGACAAGAAACUCGGCGAGAAAGCCCGGCAAACACACGCAGAACGCGUAGCAGAACUUAACGCCAAGCUUGACAGAUUAUCAGAACACAACGACAUGCCAAAGAUCGGCCCAGGGUGAAGGAUAAACAGAGCGUGCGUAAUGUUGGUGUGGGGGAU